Recurvomyces mirabilis is the source of this 2397-nucleotide messenger RNA. RefSeq names its product SNARE-binding exocyst subunit S6 (gene SEC6). NCBI's taxonomy places the organism in Eukaryota, Fungi, Ascomycota, Dothideomycetes, Mycosphaerellales, Teratosphaeriaceae. Gene Ontology annotation, molecular function: SNARE binding. Gene Ontology annotation, cellular component: exocyst. The record is from RefSeq and is a predicted model, not a curated record. Bases 1 to 2397 code for a protein of 798 amino acids. The transcript has a single exon. Gene Ontology annotation, biological process: exocytosis; exocyst localization.
AUGUCAUCCACCCUCCCCCUCUCCCUUCCACCCUCUCACGCCGCCCUCUCCACCCUCCUCAAAUCUCCCGACGACCUCCAGAACCUCCUCUCCCUCAAAACCGACCUCCUCCGCAAGAAAUCCGCCGUUGACACUCAUCUCAAAACCUCCCUCUCCGCCCAACUCCUCACCACCACCUCCGGCAUGACCCUCCUCCAAACCAGCACCAAGACCGUCCAAGCCAUCAAGGAAGAAAUGCAGAAGAUCGACCGUCUAUGCGCGGAACAACAGGGUAUGAUCCGUGAUUUUCCCGAGAUCAACCGCAUGAGUGUGCUGCAGAGGAAUUUCGGGGCGGUGGAGGGGAUGAGGGGACAUGUGGUGGGGUUUCGGGAGAGGUUGGAGGAGGUUGAGGCGGGGUUGAGGGAGGAUGAGGGGGAUUUGGAGGUUCAGGAGCAUCUUUUGGUGGUGCAUGAGGGGUUGAGUGCGUUGAGAGAGGUUAGGGAGGAGGCUAUGGAGCAGGUUCGUGGUAGCGAUGGGGCGGAGGGGGAAAGUGGGAUGGAGUUGAUUGAGAAUCUGGUUGUGGAUCCCGAGACGGGGGCGACGUUGGGGGAGUACUUUAGGCGGUUGGAGGAGGUGGUCGGAUGGUUCGACGAGCAUGUUUUCUCUGCUUGUGGGAAUUUGAUUGCGCUGGUGCAGGCGGGGUGUAAUGGUUUGGUUGUCCGGCUUGGGUUGGUGAUUGAGGAGGAAGAGGGCCGGGAUAGGCGGGUCAAGGCUUUACGGGAGGCGCAGAAGGAGUUUGGGGGUGUGGCGAAACGGUUCGCGAGUAUGCGGGUGCAGCAGAGGGAGGUGAGGGGGUAUAAGGACAGACUACUGCAGGCUGUCAGGGCGAGCGCGGAGGUGCAGUUUGAGGGUACGAAAGCUGCUUUCGACGAGGAUCCGGAUCGAUUGGAGAAGAGCUGUCGUUGGUUCUUCAACGAUCUGAAUACCGUCAAACUCGGCCUCGUUGAUCUGCUACCGAAGAAAUGGAAGAUCUUCCGCACGUAUACACGGAUCUACCACCAACUCAUGCACGAUUUCCUCCUCCAGCGCCUCGACGAUCCGCAGUUGACGCCGGCGCACAUGCUGGCUAUACUGAACUGGGCCCCGAAAUAUCACGAGAAAGUUCGCCGUUUGGGCGUGGACACGGAUUCCCUGGUUCCAUCAAUUAUAGACGACCGCGAACCGGAACUCGUCCGUGAGUACCGCUCUCUUAUCAUGAAAGCGGUGGAGGAAUGGAUGGAUAGAAUGGCUCGCGCCGACUCUCGCUCCUUUUCUGCUCGAGACGAAACUUCUCUCGAUCAAGACGCCGAGGGGUGUCUCCACACUAAGAGUCUUGGCGAUAUGUGGACGAUGCUGCGCGAACAGCUAGCGGUUGCGCAGGCGAGUGGGAGAGCGGACGUGGUAGAAGGGGUCGUGGACGCCAUGAUCCGUGCCUUGAAACUCCGGCAGAAAAUGUGGGAGGGACUUGUAGACGGGGAGUUCAAGAAGAUCAGCGAACAAGCCUCCAUACCCGGUGCUGCGCCGAGCGAAAUCGAAGGGUUGUCAGCAUAUCAAGACUGGCUAGUCGCAAUCGCCAACGAUCAAAUCACCAACAUCGACGACGACCCCACGGCCGAAAUCCCCACGACUUCCUUCCUCACCCACUUCAAAGCCGACUUUGAACCCCUCGUCUCUCCCUCCUACCCCGUAACCAUCGCACCAGAACUGGAAAGUCUGACGAAUGCGUAUAUCGACCUCGCAUCGCAUUGUAUGCACCUCUUCGCCUCCCUCCUCUUCACAACCGACUUCCGCACAGUCGUCCGCACGGGCUUCUUCACACCGGCAUGGUAUUCCGCGGCUGGGACGCAAGGCGCAAUGAAACAGAUCACCACGACCUUCAACGAUUACUUACAGGGUGAGAACCCAGUUUCCCUCGUCCUGCACCCUUCACUCCGAGAGAUCUUACUGGAGGAACUAAGCAACGCCUUACUCCUCUCCUACCUCAGCGCCCCCCUCCUCCGCCCGCCCCCACCCGGCGGCAUCAAAUUCCGGCGUCAAGACCCUUUCACCGAUCUCAUCCGCCAAGACAUUUUGACGGUCUUCGCCUUCUUCCAAAAUUACCCUGAUACUUUCCCCUUGGUCAAGGAUAAAUGGCGCGCUGUCAACGCUUUUGAAUCCCUGAUCUCGACUCCUAAAGUGGCGGAGGGAGGUGGUUCAGGAGUUGUGGAGGCUUUUGUCGGGGUGAAGCAAGGUUGGUGGGACGUUCAGCUUGGAUGGGUCGAGGCGGUUUUGAGGUGUCGGGAUGAUUUUGAGAGGGGAAUGGUUUCGGGGGUUAAGGGAGCGGCUGGCGGGGUGGAGGUGGAGAGGGGGUUGGAGACUGUGCUUGGGCGGGUGAGGUGA